Myotis lucifugus (little brown bat) is the source of this 11569-nucleotide messenger RNA. RefSeq names its product myosin phosphatase Rho interacting protein (gene MPRIP). NCBI's taxonomy places the organism in Eukaryota, Metazoa, Chordata, Mammalia, Chiroptera, Vespertilionidae. The record is from RefSeq and is a predicted model, not a curated record. Gene Ontology annotation, molecular function: actin filament binding. The transcript has 25 exons. Gene Ontology annotation, cellular component: actin cytoskeleton. Bases 220 to 7053 code for a protein of 2277 amino acids. Gene Ontology annotation, biological process: actin filament organization.
AUCUUCAACAAGAGCAAGUGUCAGAACGGCUUCAAGCCCCGCGAGUCGCAUCUGCUCAACGACGAGGACCUGACGCAGGCAAAACCCAUUUAUGGUGGCUGGCUGCUCUUGGCUCCAGAUGGGACUGACUUUGACAAUCCAGUACAUCGGUCUCGGAAAUGGCAGCGGCGGUUCUUUAUCCUCUACGAGCAUGGCCUCCUGCGCUACGCCCUGGAUGAGAUGCCCACAACCCUCCCUCAGGGCACCAUCAACAUGAACCAGUGCACAGACGUGGUGGACGGAGAGGGCCGGACAGGCCAGAAGUUCUCCCUGUGCAUUCUGACCCCUGAGAAGGAGCAUUUCAUCCGGGCAGAGACCAAGGAGAUCAUCAGCGGAUGGCUAGAGAUGCUCAUGGUCUAUCCCAGGACCAACAAGCAGAACCAGAAGAAGAAGCGGAAAGUGGAGCCUCCCACGCCACAGGAGCCAGGGCCAGCCAAGAUGGCUGUCACCAGCAGCAGCAGCAUCCCCAGCGCCGAGAAAGUCCCCACCACCAAGUCUACACUCUGGCAGGAAGAAAUGAGGGCCAAGGACCAGCCAGAGGAGAGCAGCCUGAGUCCAGCUCAGAGUCCCAGCCAGAGCCAGCCUCCUGCUACCAGCGCCCUGAGGGAACCUGGGCUGGAGGGUGAAGAUGAGGAGAGCGCCAUGAGCAGCGACCGCAUGGACUGUGGCCGCAAAGUCCGGGUGGAGAGUGGCUACUUCUCCCUGGAGAAGACCAAGCAGGACUUGAAGGCCGAGGAGCAUCCACUGCCCCAGCCGGUCUCCCCUCCCAGCCCCAGCACCCCCAACAACAGCAGGCAGUAUGCCGCCCUGGCCGACGUCCCUAAGGCCAUCAGGAUCAGCCACCGAGAAGCCUUCCAGGUGGAGAGAAGGCGGUUGGAGCGUAGGACUCGGGCCCGGAGCCCUGGCAGGGAAGAGGUGGCCCGUCUGUUUGGCUACGAGCGGAGGAGGUCUCAGGUCAUCGAGAAAUUUGAAGCCUUGGACAUUGAGAAGGCAGAGCACAUGGAGACCAACUUGCCAGCGGGGCAUUCGCCAUCAAGCGACACGCGCCAGGGCCGUAGUGAGAAGAGGGCGUUCCCCAGGAAGCGGGACCUCCCCAGUGAAGCCCCCACAGCUCCUCUCCCGGACGCCUCAGCCUCCCCCCUGUCUCCACACCGAAGAGCCAAGUCACUGGACAGGAGGUCCAUGGAGUCCUCACUGACGCCUGACCUGCUGAAUUUCAAGAAAGGCUGGCUGACCAAGCAGUACGAGGAUGGCCAGUGGAAGAAACACUGGUUUGUCCUUGCUGAUCAAAGCCUGAGAUACUACAGGGAUUCGGUGGCCGAGGAGGCGGCUGACUUGGAUGGGGAAAUUGACUUGUCUACAUGUUAUGAUGUCACGGAGUAUCCAGUGCAGAGAAAUUAUGGCUUUCAGAUACAUACGAAGGAGGGCGAGUUCACCCUCUCGGCUAUGACGUCGGGAAUCCGGCGGAACUGGAUCCAGACCAUCAUGAAGCACGUCCAUCCGACCUCUGCCCCAGAUGUGACAAGCUCCUUGCCGGAGGAGAAAAGCCGCAUCAGCUCCUCCUUUGAGACCUGCCCAAGGCCAAGUGAGAAGCCGGAGGUGGAGCCCAGGGAGCCAGACCCUGAGCCGAAGAGGAGCCGAGCUCGCGAGCGCAGGCGGGAGGGGCGCUCCAAGACCUUCGACUGGGCUGAGUUCCGCCCCCUGCAGCAGGCCCUAGCUCAGGAGAGGGCAGGUGCAGGGCUGCCCAGCAGUCUCUCCGAGGCCGGGCCGGGGGAGCUGGAGCGGGAGCGGGCGCGCAGGCGGGAAGAGCGCCGUAAGCGCUUCGGGAUGCUCGACACAGUGGACGGGCCAGCCACUGAUGACACGUCCUUGCGGAUGGAGGUGGAUCGGAGCCCGGGGCUACCUGUGGCCCCCGACCUCAAGACACAGAAUGUCCAUGUGGAGAUCGAGCAGCGGUGGCAUCAGGUGGAGACCACCCCUCUCCGGGAAGAAAAGCAGGUGCCCAUUGCCCCUCUGCACCUGUCCUCUGAGGACAGAAGUGACCGGCUCUCUACUCAUGAGCUGACCUCCCUGCUGGAGAAGGAGUUGGAGCAGAGCCAGAAGGAGGCCUCAGACCUUUUGGAGCAGAACCGGCUCCUUCAGGACCAGCUGAGGGUGGCUCUGGGCCGGGAGCAGAGUGCCCGGGAGGGCUAUGUGCUGCAGACUGAAGUGGCCACCUCCCCAUCUGGUGCCUGGCAGAGGCUCCACAGAGUCAAUCAAGAUCUACAAAGAGAGCUGGAGGUCCAGUGCCGGCGCCAGGGGCUGACUACACAGCAGACCCAGGCCCUGAAGUGCAGCUACGGGGAGGCUGAGGAUGCAGUCCGGCACCAUGAGGCCGAAAUCCGCAGCCUCCAGGCGAGGCUCAGCACCGCUGCCGCCGAGCUCACCUUCAAGGAACAGGCACUGGCCCAGCUCAAGGGGGACCUGAAACUGGAGAAGGACAAGGCCCGUGAGCACUUGGAGGAGUGGCAGCACAGCAAGGCCAUGCUGAGCGGUCAGCUUCAGGCUAGCGAGCAGAAGCUCAAGAGCGCAGAGGCCCUGCUGCUGGAGAAGACGCGGGAGCUGCGGGACCUGGAGACGCAGCAGGCGCUGCAGAGAGACCGGCAGAAGGAGGUGCAAAGGCUGCAGGAGCGCAUCGCAGACCUCAGCCAGCAGCUCAGUGCUAGCGAGCAGGCUCAGCGGCUGAUGGAGGAGAAGCUGCAGAGGAACUACGAGCUGCUGCUGGAGAGCUGUGAGAAGGAAAAGCAGGCAUUGCUGCAGAACCUGAAGGAGGUGGAGGACAAGGCCAGUGCCUACGAGGACCAGCUCCAGGACCAUGAGCAGCAGGUGGAGGCCCUCCAGAGGGAAAAGUUAAGCGCCAGGUCUGAGGGCAGCCAGGCGGUGCGCCAGCUGGAGGAGCAGCUGCAGGUGAAGGAGGCCAGCCUCCAGACGCUGGCCCAGCACGUCCAGAGCCUCAGGGAUGAGCGGGACCUGGUCCGGCAGCGGUUCCAGGAGCUGACGGAGCGUGUCGCCCUGUCUGAUGGGGAUGUUGCGGAGCUUCAGCAGAAGCUGCAGGGCAGAGAGGCCGACUACCAGAGCCUGGAGCAUGCCUACCAGAGGGUGGCCAGCCAGCUCCAGGGCAUGCACACCCUGCUGAGAGAGAGGGAGGAGGAGCUGAGGCACAUCAAGGACGUGCAUGAGAAAGUUCUGGAAAAGAAAGAUCAGGCCCUCAAUGAGGCUUUGGUUAAAAUGGUUGCCUUGGGGAGCAGCUUAGAGGAAACAGAAAUGAAGCUCCAGACAAAGGAAGAGAUUUUAAGGAAAUUUACCAAGGCAUCUUCAGAGGAAGUGGAGGAGCCGCAGAGCUCCCUGGGAGAAGCAGAGGAUGGCUUUGCGCUUUCGGGCCUGCAGCUCCCAGCCUCAGGCACAUCCCCAGGCUGCCCACACUUGAGGCUUGAGGAUGAGGACCCAGGAGCUGCCCUUAAGGAGAAACAUGGGCACAGCAGCCCCACGAGAGAAGUGAGCAUGAUGCCCCCAAAGUCAGAAGUGCCUGAGAAGGAGGGGCACUCGCGGAACACAGCAAAAUGUGAGCAGUGUGUACCCGGCAUUAAUAGGCAAAGAAUCCGGUUCUCCACGAUCCAGUGCCAGAAAUACACCCACCCCGAUGGGUCCGAGAAGACCUGGACCAGCAGCACGUCUUCCGACACCAGUCAGGACCGGUCACCCUCCGAGGAGAGCAUGUCGUCAGAGGCCACCCUCAGCUCUGUCCCUGCAACCAGCGACUCUGAUACCUACCUCUCCAUAAUACACUCCCUGGAGACCAAGCUCUACAUCACAGAAGAGAAGCUCAAAGAUGUGACGGUGAAGCUGGAGAGCCAGCAGGGCCAGAGCCAGGAGGCCCUGCUCACACUGCACCACCAGUGGGCUGGCACUGAGGCCCGGCUCCGCGAGCAGCUCCGCGCCAGCCUGCUCCAGGUUGGCACGCUGGCCUCCCAGUUGGAGCAGGAGAAACAGGCCAGGGCGAAGAUCAUUGAAAAUCACGUAGGGAAGCUUGGCAAUUUCCAGGUAAAAAACACGCAGGCCCUUGCUUGCUUAGAAAAUUGCCGAGAACAGCUACGGUCUCUGCCAAGGUCUGGCCAGGAGGAAGCCCCGGGGGCAGGAGCAGGCCCCCUGGCCAGCGUGGAGAGCGUGCUAGUAAGCGCCAUCCAAGCUCUGCGUCACUGGCCAGCCCCUGCAGACAGCGGGUCCCAAACUCCGCUGGAAGAAGAGAGCUUCCUGGAGAGAGGGAAGGAGACUCUGCAGCAGCCAUCUCCGCAGCCGGAGCUGACCGAGCAGGAGCAGCUGAAGCUUCUUGCUGAUCAAAUAGCUCUGGAAGCCUCUCUGAUAAACCACAUAGCAGACUCUUUAAAAAACACAACGUCAGAUAUCUCGCACGUUCUCGAUGAGGUUUCUCAGUCAGGAAAGUUGCCCCUGGAGUCUGGGAGUGCAGUCUGUCUGGGGGCCCCAGCAGACACCUGGGCUAAGAAGGUGCUGGUGGAUGGUGAAUUCUGGAGCCAGGUUGAGUCCCUGAGUAAGCACCUGGGGACAGUGGGGGGAGAGGCAGCCAGUGCAUCAGGAGGUGGGCAGCAGAGCAUCCCACCAGCCCUGGUCCCCACCCUGGCAGACGCCACGUGGGUCAGGGCGGAGCUUAGCUUUGCUGUGCAGUCAGUGAGGGAGUCAUUCCAGCGUCGGUUGCAGAGCAUUCGGGAGACUCUCCGGGGGACCCAGGCAGCCCUGCGGCAGCAUAAGCAUGCACUGGAAGAAAUCCUGGGAGCAUACCGAACCCCUGACUUUGAGAGGGUGAUGCAGCAGGUCGCAGAGGCCCUCAAGCUCCCAGCAGGCACUGCAGAAGGUGUCCAGGCUCCCUGGGACUUGAGCCCAUUAAGAGAAGAACUGAGUCAUCAAGACACAGCUGGCUUCCAGGAGCCCUUCCACUUCUCCGACCAGAACUCUGGGGCCAUCGUUGGGAUUCAGGAAGAACUCGCCCUGCAGCUUAAAGAUAAAGCCCGCCUCUUAGGAGAGAUAUCUGCCUCUUUAACUUCUCUUCCCCCUGUGGGAUCCAUAAGAGAUUGUCAGAAGCUUCUUCAGGUGUCCCGGAAUCUCUCCUGUAACACUUAUUUGGGAGGCCUUGGUCAGUAUUCUUCAUUAUUAGUUAAAGAUGCAAUUAUUCAGGCUCAGGUGUGUUAUGCAGCCUGCAAAAUUCGGCUGGAGUAUGAAAAAGAGCUUCAGUGCUACAAGGAGUCCUGGCAGAGCAGGGGGGCCUCCUGCCAGGAGCACGAGCAAGCUGUCGGAGCCCUGAGGGAGGAGUACAAGGAACUUCUCCGGAAGCAGAAGAGUGAGUACCUGGAAGUGAUUGCCAUCAUUCAAAGGGAAAAUGCAGAGCUCAAGGCCCAGGUCACCCAGCUAGACCAGCAGCAGAGGUAUCUGGAGGAAGUGGAGAGCAAGCACAACGAGAACAUGUUUGCCCUGCAAGGGAGGUACGAGGAGGAGAUCCGGUGUGUGGUGGAGCAGUUGAACAGAGCCGAGAAUACAUUGCAGGCUGAGCACAGCCGAGUCCUGAGCCAGCUGGACGCCUCAGUCAGAGACAGGCAGGACAUGGAGAGGCACCAUGUGGAGCAGAUGCAGACCCUGGAGGACAAGUUCCAGCUCAAGGUCAAAGAGCUACAGACCAUCCAUGAGGAAGAGCUAAGGACCUUGCAGGAGCACUACUCCCAGAACCUACAGUGCCUGCAGGAGACCCUCUGCCACUAUCAGGGGCAGCCGCCGGAAGCCUUGCUGGCCAGCAGCCCCCACCAGCCCCCUUCCUCCAUCUGGCCAGCUGGCCAGCCCAGGGAUGGUCUGCAAGUAGCCACUGGGGAGGCCGACUCCAUGGUGGGGCUGAGGGAGCGCAUCCAGGAGCUGGAGGCUCAGAUGGACAUCAUGCGGGAGGAGCUGGAGCACAAGGACCUGGAGGGUGACACGGCCACGCUGCGAGAGAAGUACCAGAAAGACUUUGAGAACCUUAAGGCCACCUGCGAACGAGGGUUUGCAGCAAUGGAAGAAACGCACCAGAAGAAAAUCGAAGAUCUCCAGAGGCAGCACCAGCGAGAGCUGGAGAAGCUUCGAGAGGAAAAAGACCGCCUCCUGGCUGAGGAGACUGCAGCCACCAUCUCAGCUAUCGAAGCCAUGAAGAACGCCCACCGGGAGGAGAUGGAGCGUGAGUUGGAGAAGAGCCAGCGGUCCCAGAUCAGCAGCAUCAACUCGGACAUCGAGGCCCUGCGGCGGCAGUAUCUGGAGGAGCUGCAGUCAGUGCAGCGGGAGCUGGAGGUGCUCUCGGAGCAGUACUCGCAGAAGUGCCUGGAGAACGCCCACCUGGCCCAGGCGCUGGAGGCCGAGCGGCAGGCCCUGCGGCAGUGCCAGCGCGAGAACCAGGAGCUCAAUGCCCAUAAUCAGGAGCUGAACAACCGCCUGGCUGCGGAGAUCGCCCGGUUACGGACACUGCUGACAGGGGACGCUGGUGGGGAGGCUGCUGGCUUGCCUCUCACGCAGGGCAAGGAUGCCUAUGAGUUAGAGGUUUUAUUGCGAGUCAAGGAAUCAGAAAUACAGUACCUAAAACAGGAGAUCAGCUCUCUCAAGGAUGAGCUACAGACAGCAUUGCGGGACAAGAAGUAUGCCAGUGACAAGUACAAGGACAUCUACAAGGAGCUCAGCAUCGUGCGGGCAAAGGCCGACUGCGACAUCAGCAGGUUGAAAGAGCAGCUGAAAACAGCCACGGAAGCACUGGGUGACAAGUCCCCCGAGAGCACCCCUGUGGCAGGAUAUGAUAUAAUGAAAUCUAAAAGCAACCCUGACUUCUUGAAAAAGGACAGAUCCUCUGUCAGUCGGCAACUCAGAAACAUCAGGUCCAAGAGUCUGAAGGAAGGCCUGACGGUGCAGGAACGCCUGAAGCUCUUUGAAUCCAGGGACUUGAAGAAAGAUUGACUGUGUCCCGUUCAAUUUGAACACACACCCUUCCCAGCUUGUGGCUGCACAACCCGAAUGCUACUUUCCGUCUGUACCUUUACUUUUUAUUAUUAUUGUUAUUAUUGUCAUUGUUAACUGUGGGUAUGGAUGCAUGAGAGACAGGUUUAUGGGUUGUUCACGCUGUUCCCCGCUGUGUUGAUGGAACUUCCUGUUGUCUUUAUCCAAGCUUGUUUCCAUGGUGAUCUACAGUAAGCCAAGGGGUGGAGAGGGCCAUCUGCUUCAGCUGGCUCUGUGUUGGAAUCCCUUCCCACUGUGGCCCGCCUCCCUCCCUCAUGUCAGUAUUAAGGCCCGGCAGCCGAUAGAUAAGCUAGCUCUGCCUCGUGAGCUGAGUGCACUGCGCGUGGCCCGCUCUGCCGCACGCUGGUCGCUUGGGGGGACAGCACUGGGUUGUGGUUUGGCUGGAUCGCAGCCCUGACAGCUCGCUGGCCUGCAGGAGCUGGGCAGCCGGGUGCGGUGUGUGGCCUUGGCUCCACCUGUGAGCUUGGGAGGAGGCCAGCAUUUGGUACCCGUCCCACUGAUGCAGCUAGAACCACACCCGGGUGUUUGUGGUAAACUUUUCACAACCUUGAAGAUGUCGGAACAGCUUUUCCUGGUUUUGUCUGUUUUUUAUUAAAUCUGGCACAAAACCCCACCCUCUCAUUCCUUCCUACGCUCACUCUUUCCUUGGUCACCAGUCACCCUGUCUUUCCAUAACUAGUUGGCUGUGGACCUGUGGCCUGGGGUUUCAGACUGCAAUUGCAAAUAAUGAUGAAUUCCCUCUGAAAAGAAACCUCAGAUGGCUUUGGAAAAGGCUAAGAGAAGACAAGACCCCUCUGUUAAGUCAGGAAGAAAGUGCAGAGGAUGUCCAAAUCAGAUGGAAAUUGCCCAUUUUGUGUUCUUAACUCUAAUUUAAUUAAUCUAAGGUCUGAAGAGUUCCCUUUUAGCAUUUAGAAAACCUAAAGUAAACCUAUACUAAUAGUUCUGUUUUUUUAACAAGUUGAGUAAGACCUUUUUAACUACCACAAAACACUCUACAGCAGCGGUCGCCAACCUUUCGGACCUCCCGGACCCCCAGUGGCCCGCAGACCACUGGUUGGCGCCUGCUGCUGUACAGCACUUCUUGAAAAGAUCGUAAAUUGGAGUUUCUAUUAUGGACCCAUGAAAACCAUUAACCCUAAGAGGAGGAGUAUAACACCAGGCGGGACCACUGCUGCCUUAGGAGCAAGGUGGGCCGCUGGGGUGGAGCCGGGCGCUGCCUCACGGCCGGGAUCCGAGGCCAAGAGCCUGCUUUCGCUCUCUUAGUGCUCGAGCGGGGCUGACGGUCUCUGGGUGCACAGGGCUUGGGGGUGAUUGUAGGGAUCAUCUUGCUCAGUUUCUAGAUUAAAGGAGUGAGCCAGCUCAUCUGGGAAGAGUCCUGAGAAGGCCCGGGCAAGAGCCCUUGUGUGUGUCUUCUCACGCGAUAGACUCGGAGCUCUCUGCUGGCAUGAGUCUGCCCUGCUCUCCAGUUUUAAGAGUCUUAACCCAAACCUGUCCAUGUUUUUAAAAGUAAGAGAAUGUUAGCUCUGUUUCCUAAUCCUACCUACUGACAUCCCUUGGGACGCAGAUUCACGGUGUUUCUAUAAAGGAUUGUGACUUUCUGUGUCACGUGCAGGAUUCCUGGAGUGCACAGAACUAUGGGGACCCCUGUUUCCAUGCACAUCCUGGCUCUGCAGGCCGUCUGGGCACUGUGGCUUCGUGGCCUUCCUUCAGAGAACUCGCCCCCGAGGUUCUGGGCAGGUCACGCAUGGAGUCCAGCUCCAUCUGCCUCCAGACUGUGCUGGGAGGGUCUGAAAUCUGUGAUGCUUUUGAAUAGGUCCAAAGAGCAUUCACUUUGCUCAUUUGUCCCUUGAGGUUAGGUCUCGGGAAUCCUGGGAAGCAAACGUGUUGAGUGCAGCGUUUGGGAGUCAAAGGCAGAGGCCAGGGAAGACCUCUGGUCACUGCGGCCUCUGUAAGGGACCCUCCUGCUCACCCACUUGCUCUCCUGGGCCUGGUUCGAGCUGGGGUUACCAGGAAACAGGCUGGGAAUGCUCAGCUGGCUGAGAAGCUGUCUCCUCUAACACAGGCUGGUCCCCCUGUAGCCUCCCACAGAGAGUGCGAGCUGCCUUGGCCUCGCUGAGUGUCCGUCCGUAGUGACAACUACGGGCAGGCCAAGCCAGGCCUGAGCCUCCUGCUGCUCGGUCCUGCUCUCCAGCUGGACAGCGCGCAGGACGGGAGCAAAGCGGCCUCACUCCGGCCUGCGUGUCCCCGGGCCCUGCCGCCAGCUCCGCUGUACAAUGCCCUCUGUGUGCUCCGUGCAGGCACCAACCCCCAGGAAGAGUUCAGCCACCUAACCACUGAGGAAAGGAGCAGUGUGGAGGCAGGCCGCCCACAGGGGCUGUGGGAGGGGGAGUGGGGGAUUGGGAGCCCGCUGCUCUGGGCUUCUGCUCCCAGCACGAACCAAGCAGUGGGAGUGUCCACACUUUCCCAGGAAGGAAAAGGAGACCGUGGGCCAGCCCCUCUCAGCUGUAACUAUUCUCCUGUCCAUGUGCACCCGCACCUGUGGUCUGUGAGCACCUGGAACAUGUGGGACAAGCUCGUUAGUGGGAACAGUGUGACUGUGACAGACAGUCGUGCGAACACUGGCGUUAACUACAGGAGCACACGCGGCGGGCCCUCAGGCGCCCUGCAGCCUCCUGGCGGCAGUGGGCUGAGGCGGCAGAGAGCACUCUGCCACUAGAAACUGAGCUUGUGCACCAACGUGGCAGAAAUGAGUUUGAAUUUGUGGCAGGAAGUGGUGGCAGCCCUGGAGUGACAGGCGGCAGCCAUGGUGGGAACGUGUGGGUUUGUCAAGAGCUAAGAUCAGAAGCCCCUCCUUACGAGUCCGGCAAGUGGAAAGGCAGGGAGAACCGGGAAGGGCCCCAGGCUCUGGCUGGUGACGUGGAAGUUGUCACGCCACAGCGUCCAGACCUAGGCACCCGCUCACUGACCCAGCAUCUGGGCACUGGGACCCGCACAGGCCACACACAGGAAGAGGGGACUGCAGUUUUUUAAAAACACAGUUGUGACUCUCAGUCUGCCUGAAAGAAAUAAGGCCAGGAAACAAAAUGGGCCUGAAAAGUACUUUGCAUGGAGAUGCAUUUCUAAUAACCGUCUCUCACCACAGAGGCAGAUGGAGCCCUGAGAGGGAGCACGGUCCUUCCUGUCCCGGCUGCCGGGUGGUCCCCUAGCAAGUCUGUGUUAGACUCAUCCCGAGGGUGAGCGGCACAGCGCCAGCCUGCCCCGCAGCGCCUGGAGGCUGGGCGCCACCCAUGGCCUUUUCUCAGCUACACGUGACAAGGCGUGCUGGGUCGCUGCCCGCCCAGCGAGGAAGGUGCUGCGGGCACCAGUGUGUCCCGGACGCAGUGUGCCUCUGAGGAAAGGUUUUUCUCCCUCAUUGCUGGUAACAACGGCUCCUACAGCCCAGGGCCCUUCAGCCUCGCAGCUUACAGCAGGGCCUGUGGCCUGAUUGCAGGGAGGUGUAGGGGCUGUCUUUUCUGUUCCCUACCCGCUGAUGCCUGCGUGAUGCCUUCAGGCUCACCACAUCCUCCGCACUCCCUCCCCAGUGUGUCUGAGUCUGAGACAGUUCUUCAGGGAUUCAAAGCUGUUUUCAGUUAGAGUGAAAAGAAUGCAACCCAUCAACAUUUAUUUUUCCUGAAAAUAAAAUGUUCUCAUCGUUGUCCUAAGGAGCCUUAGAAUUUAACAUUUCCCUUUAGAGACACAAUUUCAAAAAACAGAGUUCAGUGACACCCCUUUAUCACCAAAGGAAGGAGAAGGGAAUUUAAGUAUUUUCAGAGUUUUACAAAGGAGAUGGAUGUAGUGUUAUACAUAAAAAGUUUAUUUCAUAGGAAACUUGACAUAAACCCAAUAUGGAAACUCACACGUCAAUUUCUAUCAAGUUCUGCCUUCUGGGAAAGACCCGGGCAGAACUUUUUCCCUUUUGAGAACCUAAGUUUCACGUAUUCUUGCUUCUCUAUAAAGUGCAGAGGCCUACCUUCGCUGAAGUCUUUCAACAGAAAGAAUAGCUCAACACGACCACCCCGUGGGGGGCCCAUCGAGCCCCCUCUCCUGUAGGUGCUCACGCAGGACUGUGUGACAACCUAAGCUCAGUGUGGCUCCAGUUUCCUUGUUUUAAAGCAGCUGUCUGUCUUCAAAAUAACCUGUGCAUUCUUCAGAGCAAGCAGUGUAAAUACUAAUCAGAAGUUACUAUAGGAAUUUUUGUGACAAAAAGGGAUGUCUGUAUACAACUAAGCAACAUCACACUUGAAGAUAGCGAGAACAGCUUUGGACAGCAUUGAACCCCACCCAACAUUUCGCUUUUAAUGACUUUCUCAAAGCUUUGGUCAUUGAACAGGUGGUUUUAAAGGCUGUAUACAGUAUCUACAAUAAUGAUAACCCUGCACCCAAACAUUGUUUUUCAUUAAAAAACUCUGUAAUACUU